Capsella rubella is the source of this 2188-nucleotide messenger RNA. RefSeq lists its product as uncharacterized. Gene Ontology annotation, biological process: regulation of gene expression. Lineage: Eukaryota; Viridiplantae; Streptophyta; Magnoliopsida; Brassicales; Brassicaceae. Gene Ontology annotation, molecular function: RNA nuclease activity. Bases 59 to 739 code for a protein of 226 amino acids. The transcript has 5 exons. The record is from RefSeq and is a predicted model, not a curated record. Gene Ontology annotation, cellular component: peroxisome.
CACAGUUGUUGUAACCCUAAAUUAACAAAGAUUCUCACCGGAGCUUUCGGACCAAACCAUGUGUGAUCGUGACCAACCGCAAGCCUUCUCCGUCGAAACCAUGUUCGAUACCAACUUUACCGAGGUCGAUAUGGAAGAAUUCAGGCGACAAACCACGGAACCCAUAUGCAAUACCGAAGAUGACCUUAUACAGUGCCUCCCCCCGCUGGUUUUUCACAAGUCUGGUAAGACAUGUGUGUUUUGGGAUGUGGAGGAUUACCCAAUCCCAGAUGGUCUCGAUGCUGCUUCGAUUUACCAGAGUAUCAAAGCGGCUGUCAAGAACUAUGGUUGUGAUGAGGAGGUGUUCAUUCAGGCUUAUGUUGGUAAUAAUACCAUCUCGGAUGAAUUCCGACGUCAAUCUUCGGAUGCUGGAGUCCGAUUCGAAGUCUUUGAGAAAUCCGGGGAUCAAUAUGGGAGACAUUGUUCCAUAUAUGGUGACGUUAUGUUGUGGACACUGGAAAAUCCUACACCAUCAAAUGUGAUUAUAGUCGCAAAAAUAAUCGACUACGACUUUGGUUUUGCUUUUAGAUGUUUGUCUGACUCCUGGUCGUAUGGUGUUCUCUUAUCCCAAGAACCUAAUCCAAUAUGGCGAUUUCCUGUUGGAAGCGCACCCACGUUUUUGGCAAGCAUAUUUGAUAGGAGCUCACCUAGAUUACCAACAUUGGCGAUUUCAUUGCCGAACGUUAGCGGCAGCGGAUAAUACUGUGAUUUAAGCCCCGUGACAGGAUACUCUGGCUGAUUCCGAGGACUAACUUUGUGUGCGCCCUUGCAAAUCUAUCUCUCCUCAAGGGAUGCUCUAUGCAUUAUGUGUUGGUGAUGUUAUAUAUAUUAGUUAGAUAUGAAGCUUUUGGAUUUGUCUAUCUAUCAUAUAUUAUUGUCUAUCUAUCAUAUAUAUUUGCUUUUGGACAUCUUUAUCUGACCAUCAUCGACGUAAACUGUGGUUGCAUCAUACAAGAGUUAAAAAAAAAAUCAAUCGUGAGUACUUGUGCUUGGGACUUGGAUAAGCGGAAGAUGUUGAAAUUGGAGGUAAAGAUAGGCGUUGAGUGAACAAUACAGGCAAAGAUAGAAGAAGAAGCAAGCAUCAUUCAUAUAUGGAACAAACUAACAAAGGUUAUGAAUAUGACUUAGGUCUUACUAUUUUAUUAAUUACUUCAAAGCGAAUCAUAAAGGUAGCAAUAUCGUAUUGUAUUGGGUUCCUUAUACGUCAUCUCUUAUUAUCGUAACCAAUAAAAAUAUAGUAUUAUGCUAUGUCAUGCCGAAAAUCUAAACCGCCAAAAAACUUGCCAACGAGGCUUGGCCCAUUGACAGACAACUUUGGUAGUAAACGUGUAACCUGCUGUAACCCUAAAUUCACAAAUUCCCUCAUCAGCCACCACUCUAAGAUUGAGCGUUCCAACGGAAAGGCAGCAUCUCUGAUCCUCUCGAAAGCUUGGCACGACGUAACUAUGUACACCAAAUUGUUUCCUCCGCUGACCGACUGGAAAUCCCGCUUCACUAACGUAUUAGUCGUAUGGGAGCUGGAGAAUUACAUAAUCCCAGAAGGUCUCGAUAUUCGUUCGACUCUUGAGAAAAUCAAAGCAGUUAUUGCCAAGGAGGAGGGUCUUAGGAGUAGGAACGUCAACAUCUGGAUUUUCGGUAGUGCUGACAAUUCAUGGUUGAAUGCAUUGAAGGAAGAAUAUUCGACAACCAAAGAUAGAUUCCAUGUCUACAGAGGGGAUCAACGUGCCAGAUUUAAUAGGAUUAUAGCGAACAUUGCUUUCUGGUCAUUCAACGUGAAAAGUCCAAUAAAUUUGCUGAUACUCUCAGAAAACAUGGCUCAGACGGAACAAGACCCCAAAUUCUGCAGAUUUCGUCUUUCUUUACAGAAGAGAGGUUUCAGUGUUGCCUCAGCCCACCCUUCGACUCUCCUUAACCAACAAACGGAGCCACUAGUUGCUCCCCCAUCUCGGUUCCCUGAAUUCAUCUGUACCACCUGCACCAGUAAAGAUGAUAAAGCAUGAUGAUUUCAAUGCUGGUGAAGAUGCUGAAGCAGUUAGAGCAAUUAUAAAUUUCAUGGAACGACCCCAACUUAAUUAAUUAACCUGUAUUUUGUUCUAUAAAUCGGUGAAAUAUUGUAUGAUAACUAGUGCGAGAAAUAUUUUCUUUGUAA